CUCUCAUAUUCACACCCACAUCUCCCCCAUCAACACAACACAACACAUCAACAAAAUGGCGGACAUGACACAGUUUGACAACAUCUACUUUGACCAGUCAGCCCGGCCUGGUCGCCUACGGUUCGCCAACUCCGGACUCGGCUGGAAGAGCUCGAGCAAGUCCGGGACCACUGCACCAUUUCUUCUUCCGCACUCUGAGUUUGUGUCUGCGAACUGGUCGCGUGCAGCGAAGGGGUACGAGUGCCGGAUUUUGACGAAAGAUCGCGGGGUGGUGCAGUUUGACGGGUUUGAUCUGGAUGACUUUGACAAGUUGAAGAACACGAUCAAGCACCACUUCGACGUGGUGCUGGAGACGCGGCCGCACUCGAUCAAAGGGUGGAACUGGGGCAAGGCCGAGUUCGAGCGGUCGGAGCUCGUGUUUAGUGUUUCUGACCGGCCUGCGUUUGAGGUUCCGUUCGCGCAGGUGACGAAUUCUAAUCUUGUGGGUAAAAGCGAGGUCGCGCUCGAGUUGGGGGCGGAGCAUGAGGUUGCGCUGCGGGGGCCGAGUGGGGUGCGGGACGAGUUGGUCGAGAUGAGGUUUUAUAUACCGGGUACGGUGAGGGCGAAGAAUGAGGAUGAGGAUGAGGAGGAUGAAAAGUCUGACGAGAGCGAGGCCGAGGAGUUGAAUGCCGCGACGGUGUUUUAUGAGACGUUGAAGGAGAGGGCGGAUAUCGGGCAGGUUGCGGGCGAGACUAUUGUUUCGUUCAGCGACAUUAUGUUUCUUACUCCGAGAGGCCGGUAUGAUAUCGACAUGUAUCCUGGAUACAUGCGCCUUCGCGGCAAGACAUACGACUACAAGAUCCAAUACACGACGAUCCAGCGUCUUUUCCUCCUUCCCAAACCAGACGAUCUGCACAACGUGCUCGUGAUCCAACUCGACCCCCCUCUCCGUCAAGGCCAGACGCGGUACCCAUUCUUAGUUGUGCAGUUUUUGAAAGAAGAGGAGAUCGAGGUCGAGUUGAAUCUGGAGGACGAGGAGUUUGAAGAGAAGUACGCGGACAAGCUCAAGAAGCGGUACGACCAGGCCGCGCACGAGGUUGUUGGGCAGGUCUUUCGCGGGUUGUCAGGACGGAAGAUCACUGUGCCCGGCAGCUUUGUGUCGGUGCACGGACAGGCGGGGGUGAAGUGCUCGCUAAAGGCGUCAGAGGGGUAUCUUUACUUACUCGAAAAGUCGUUUUUGUUCAUUCCCAAACCGACGGUGUUUAUGGCUCAUGAGGAAGUCUCGUUUGUGACGCUGAGCCGGGUGGGCGGGAGCGUGUCGAGUUCGCGGACGUUUGAUGUGACGGUGCAGAUGAAGAACGGGACGUCGUACCAGUUCUCGUCGAUCAACAGGGAAGAGCAGAAUGCAGUUGAGCAGCACUUGAAGGCGCGGAAUAUUAAGAUCAAGAACGAUCUGAACGAGGACCAGUCGUUCUUGAAGACGGUGAUUGGAGCCGAGUCGGAUGAUUCGGAGGUGGAGAUGGCGGCAAGGGGGGAUAGAGGGAGUGCGAGUGAGGAUGAGGAGAGUGUGGAUGAGGAUUUUAAGGCGAGUGAGAGUGAGGAAGAUAGUGAUGUGGCGGAGGAGUAUGAUGAGAAUCCGGCGAGUAGUGGAGAUGAGGAGGAGGAGGAGGAGGAGGAGGAGGAUGAGGAGGAGGAGGAUGAUGAUGGGGAUGAGGAGGAGCCGGUUAAGAAGAAGGCAAAGAAGGCUUAGAUGAGAUGUAUUAUGUGCUGUGAUUAUAUACAAAGAUGCAAGUUAUAUACAAAGAUAAAGAUUAUACA
This is a messenger RNA of Myxozyma melibiosi, 1797 nucleotides long. RefSeq lists its product as uncharacterized. Gene Ontology annotation, molecular function: nucleosome binding; histone binding; DNA binding. The transcript has 2 exons. Lineage: Eukaryota; Fungi; Ascomycota; Lipomycetes; Lipomycetales; Lipomycetaceae. The record is from RefSeq and is a predicted model, not a curated record. The coding region runs from base 56 to 1729 and encodes 557 amino acids. Gene Ontology annotation, cellular component: nucleus; FACT complex.